AGUGCCGCCGUAGCUCCGUAGCCGAUCGGACGUCUAUGUGCUACGAACUCGUAGCACACAUAGCUGUCGUAGUCGAUACGACUCGCGAGUCACCUUUUGCGUGUUCUGUGACUAAAUGUAAAGUGACUGUGCAGUGUUGUGCCAGAACCGAUUAAUAUAAAUUAAUUGUGAUUAGGUGAACAUUGACAUGGCAAGUGAACGGACUCAACAAUGAAUUAAAAAUGAGGUGAUAACUAAAAUCCAAGAUGGCGAUGGUAAUAUCACAAACGACCAAAGCGGCGAUUGGCGGAUUUCUGGCGCUGAUGAUUCUUGGAGCUGUGCUGGUGGUGGGGGCUGCUUUCGGUUGGUUCGACCCGAGGAGGGAAGACGAGGAAACUCCAGCGAAAAUCAGUGCUAGGUUGCAGGGCAGGACUUCGUUCGUUACUCAUCGUGCUGUAAAUCCCGAUGAGAACAGACUUCCUUUGGUAUCACAUUCCUCACCUUUUUACAAUGGGGAGAAAGGGGAAAGCGGAGAAAUUAUCUCGUCAGGGCAGUGUAAAUGCAGUUUAAAUGAAAUGUCACAAAUCUUGGAGAGCAUGCCGGAUCUGAAAGGGCCUCCAGGGCCGCAGGGACCCACGGGCGCAGAUGGCACCACGGGCGCUCCUGGGAAAACGGGUCAAAUAGGCGAUCCAGGCCCACCAGGCCCAAUUGGGCCUAAGGGUGAUAGAGGGGAUCGGGGUGAGAUAGGAGCGACGGGGCCAGAAGGACAGCAAGGGCCCAAAGGAGAUCCAGGAGUGGACGGAAUUCAAGGUCUUCAAGGACCCCCGGGCCCGCCAGGGCCCCCAGGCCCUGUGACAUCUGCUCUUAUGGAAUCAACAGGAUUAUACGGGUCCGGCAACUCGGGGAUCUUAGGUCCUCAAGGCGAGAGGGGUCCAAUGGGUCUACCCGGGCCCCAAGGAGAGCGGGGCUACCCGGGAAAUAAGGGCGAAAGGGGAUUACAUGGGCCUAAAGGCGACAAAGGAGAUCGGGGUUACGUGGGUCCAAGGGGUCCACAUGGCGCCAAAGGGGAAAGGGGGCAAGCAGGGCGAGAUGGAACACCCGGCCUACCAGGCGCCAACGGCCGACCAGCCGAAAAGGGCGAAAAAGGUGCACGCGGUCUUCCUGGUCCACCUGGACCUCCAACUUCAACAGUUUUAGAUAAUUCUGUGUCAAAUGACGUCGCAAGAGCAGGGCCUCAAGACGUUUCACCGCAGCGGGUGGUGAAAGGGGAACGGGGUGAGAGGGGUGAAAAGGGUGAAAAAGGUUCAAGAGGUAUGGAAGGGCCUCAAGGUUUCCCGGGAACUGAUGGAAAACCAGGGGAAAGAGGGGACAUUGGCCCUUCGGGGCUUCCUGGCACUCAGGGUCCGAUAGGAUUGACUGGAUCUAAGGGCGACAAGGGUGAAGCGGGACCUCCAGGACCAGUUGCAUUAUCCAGAGAUGAGGCUUUAAUAUUGACAAAGGGCGAUCGAGGCGAAACCGGUCCUCGGGGUAAAAGAGGUCACCCGGGUCCACCCGGGCCACGAGGCCCACCGGGUUUGCCGGGGCCUCCAGGAACUCCAGGCUCGAAUGGCCCCACUGGCGAUAUUGGAUUACCUGGAUGGGCGGGUUCACCAGGCCAGCCUGGUCCGCCGGGACAAAAAGGUGACAAGGGUGAUCCAGGAUUAAACCAUCUCGAUUUAGAUAAGAUAAAAGGCGAGAAAGGUGAUCGCGGAUUCGACGGCAGCCCAGGGGUGCCCGGGAAAGAUGGGCUCAGGGGUCCGCCGGGGUUACCUGGGCCUGUGCCGUCUAACAUCAAAUAUAUAUCCGUGCCGGGUCCGCCUGGGCCCCCGGGCCCUCCUGGGCCCCCAGGCGGGCCCUACCUAAACGAACUGCCAAGCGAUACAUUGACUGAUAGUCCAGGGAUUAAUCGUCGCGAGCCCGCCACAGGCAAGCAGCGUGACUCUCUGCAAAUCUUGAGGAGUCUCAACCACCUGGUGCAGUAUCGGCAGGAUGCUUUUGGUUACCGCGACCCUCUGGACCCCCUAGGUGAAAAUUCAGAUUUUGAAGACGACGAUGAUGGUAGAACUAUUGUUGGAACAAUUAUAUUCAAAACAACUGAUUCAUUAAUCCGAUUGGGCACGAACAGCCCACUCGGCACUUUAGCGUAUGUGAUUCAAGAGCAGGCACUUCUCGUCCGUGUCAACAACGGUUGGCAGUAUGUUGCUAUGGGUUCUUUGUUGGCUAUUCACACCCCGCCAGCAAAUGGACCGACGAGAACGCCAAUGCAGAAUAUUCUAGAAACGUCAAGUUUAGUGCAUCACAAAAACCCGGCAGUCGACGGACCAGUGUUACGUUUGGCGGCCCUUGACGAGCCCCACACAGGAGAUAUGCAUGGGGUAAGCAGUGCCAGCUAUGAGUGCAGAAGACAAGCUAACAGAGCUAACAUGCAAGGGAACUUCCGCGCCUUCCUGUCCUCCAGGGUACAGACAAUAGAUGCUAUAGUCGAGUGGGAUCGCAGCAUUCCAGUGGUUAACACCCGAGGAGACGUACUCUUCAACUCUUGGGGAGAGAUGUUUGAUGGUUCAGGCGCCUUGUUCGCGCACGCGCCGCGAAUAUACAGCUUCAGCGGUCAGAACGUCCUGAUGGAUCCUGGCUGGCCUACCAAAGCAGUCUGGCAUGGAGCGAGUCCCAAUGGAGAGCCAGCAAUGGAUGCUUAUUGCGAUGCUUGGCACAGCAGCAGUGCAGAUAAGUUUGGACUGGGAUCGUCCUUACGUUCCAACAAACUACUAGACCAAGAAACAUACACAUGUAACAGUAGACUGAUAGUUCUAUGCAUCGAAGCUACUCCAGUUGACACAGUCAGAAGAAAAAAACGCUCAAAGUUCCGACAAGACAGAUUAAGCUUCCUCAAAGAUCACGAAGAACAGAACGAUACUAGACAGAAGUUAUAGAUAUAAAAUAUCUAGACAUGUAAGAAAAAAAAUGUGAAGACUGUAAAUAAAUUAAUGAUAUUACAGAAGUUUCAUAAAGCAAUGAUUCAGGUGGAACAUAUUGACAAUAUAUUUCUUAACAGCCAAUAGAAGGAGUUUGCUUCCUCCGAGCUUUUUCCUACUACAUAAUAAUAAAAUUGUAAAAAUAUAUGGCCCCAAUAAUCGGAAUGGAAUAUUAUCAGGUACAUCCAUUUUUUUCAUAAAUAUUGAUUUAAAAGUUGUUGUCAUUUGAUUAAAACUAUUUGAUGUAUAUAUUUAUUUAAUCAAUUGAAUAUUUAAGAUUAUUUCUUUCACAACUAACCCCUGGGAAAUUAUUCUAAUAACAUUUUUAUCAGUCUUUCUAUCCAGACCAAGUCUUUAUCCAAAGCAGUUGCAAUUUGUGAUUUCUGGCUACGAAACCGCUGGUUUAUUUUACACU
Plodia interpunctella (Indianmeal moth) is the source of this 3405-nucleotide messenger RNA. RefSeq names its product collagen alpha-1(XVIII) chain-like. The transcript is spliced from 23 exons. Gene Ontology annotation, molecular function: extracellular matrix structural constituent conferring tensile strength. The record is from RefSeq and is a predicted model, not a curated record. Gene Ontology annotation, biological process: extracellular matrix organization. Bases 246 to 2948 code for a protein of 900 amino acids. NCBI's taxonomy places the organism in Eukaryota, Metazoa, Arthropoda, Insecta, Lepidoptera, Pyralidae.